This is a messenger RNA of Danio rerio (zebrafish), 1984 nucleotides long. Lineage: Eukaryota; Metazoa; Chordata; Actinopteri; Cypriniformes; Danionidae. The record is from RefSeq and is a predicted model, not a curated record.
GUGAAAAGAGUUUGUGCAAACAAGAGGAAGUGACACUAAGAGCUGCAAAGCUUCAUCAGGUGAUGCUCAGACACUCAUUUAACGUGUUUUACUCAGUUCUGUCUCCAAACUAAUUGUGUUUUCACAUUUUCCCUCUCAAACACUGAACAAUAGUGAAUUCUGCUGUUUGACAUCUGUAGAUGAGAGCGACUGCAGGAGAUGUUCUGGUGUUUUUAAGAUGAUCUCGUACAGACACAGGAAGAGGAAGACAAAUAUUUAACAGCACAUUUGUAAAGUGUGAAAACAUGUGCUCGUGUGACCGCUUGAGCUGCUGAGGAUCUCAUUUGACCAUCGACACUGAGACACUGCAGCACGGAUUGCAGAAGUCACUAUGUUGAGGUCUUUCAGAGCAUCUCUUCCUCUGAUCUUAGUGAUCAUGACUGCGGGGUCUGAUGGUCAGCAGGGUUGGGGAGUGAAUUACAGCCCUUCAUCUGUUUGUGCAUUAAAGGGAUCAACAGUGAAAAUAUCCUGUACUGUAAAAUAUCCUCAUGAUCAUCAGCUCAGAUCAGUCUACUGGACCAAACAUGCUGUAACUGAUGGAGAAGCACCAGACCUGUGUUCAGACCCUGAUAAAACAGGAAGAGUUCAGUGUGUCAGAGCAGAUAAAGACACUUCCAGCAUCACUUUGACUGCAGUAACAGAAGCUGAUAAACACAUCUACUACUGCAGAUUCACUACUGAUGUUGAGGGUGGAAAAUGGACGGGGAUUCCUGGAGUUCAGCUGGACGUCACAGACCUGCAGGUGGAGACACAGCAGACUGUUGUAGAGGGAGAUUCAGUGACUCUGAGCUGUAAAAGCAGCUGCUCUCUGCCUGAAGAAACUACAUUCAUCUGGUCCAGAAACACAAAGACAAUAAAUGAAGGAAUCAGAACAAAGAAUCAGCUUCAGCUGUGGUCAGUCAGAGGCUCUGAUGCUGGAUAUUAUCAGUGUGCUGUAGGAGGAAAUGAACAUCUGAUCUCUCCUGCUGUUUAUGUCAAAGUAGGAAGGGUUUAUGGUCUGUGGAAAUCAGGAGUGAAUUACAGCCCUUCAUAUGUUUGUGCAUUAAAGGGAUCAACAGUGAAAAUAUCCUGUACUUCAACAUAUUCUGUUUAUGGUUAUCAGCUCAUACAAUCUGUCUCAACCAAACCUGCUGUAACUGGUGAAGAACCUCCAGACCUGUGUACAGAUACAGACAUAAGAGGAGGAAUUCAGUGUGUCAGUGAAGAUAAAAACACUUUAAUCAUCACUUUGACUGCAGUAACAGAAGCUGAUAAACACAUCUACUACUGCAGAUUCAGAGAUACACAGAAUAAUAGAUGGACUGUGAUUCCUGGAGCUCGUCUUGAUGUCACAGACCUGCAGGUGGAGACAAAACAAUGUGUAAAAGAGGGAGAUUCAGUGACUCUGAGCUGUAAAAGCAGCUGCUCUCUGCCUGAAGAAACUACAUUCAUCUGGUACAGAAACACAGAGAGAUUAACUGGAGAAACACUGAAUAAUCAGCUUCAGCUGCAGUCAGUCAGUCACUCUGAUGCUGGAGAAUAUAGAUGUGCUGCAAGAGGAAAAGCAGGAGAACGUCUGAACUCUCCACCUGUUUAUCUCAGUGUUGAAUAUCCUCCAAAGAGCGUCUCAGUGUCCGUCAGUGGAUCUGCUGUAAUAGUGUCUGGAGAUUCAGUGACUCUGAGCUGCAGCAGUAACUCAAACCCUCCUGCACUGAACUUCAGCAGGUUAAAAGAUGAAACAUCUGUAGGAUCUGGAAGAAUCUUCAGCAUCUCAAACAUCAGCUCUGAUCACAGUGGAGAAUACAAGUGUAGAGCCAGAAAUAAACAUGGAGAGAAACACUCUGAUCCUGUGAUGCUGAAUGUCAUGUGUGAGUGUAUUAUAACAAAACAGAUUGAUCCUUUUUGAUCAUGUUAGUUUACUAGCAAUUUUACAAACAUUUAAUUGUUUUUAGUGAACAAAUUAUUC